AUGGAGGCUUUGUACGUCGCCAUAACACUGUUGUGCGUAUCCUUGGACCCUACUCAAUCGAAAAUGUGUCAUGACCACGCAGGUAAAGAAUUCAUUAUCGUGCCGUUCACGCUCACAACAUCGGGUGAGAUAUUCCAGAUUCACAUUGCCAAUCCUACUAUGACAUCAGCGAUUUCUGGGACCAUUGAAACACCUAUAAUUAGACAUGAUUCAAAUUCUAAAUUUUCAAGUGGUUUUUCAAUACCGCCAUCAAAUCGAGUCAGUAUUGUUAUUCAGAAUUUUGAAGUCGUCCCCGUCAAUGUUAUCACAGACACUGCCAUUAUAAUAACUACAAAUCUUAACGUGAUCCUGUCAGUAGCUUAUGGGAAAACCGGAAGUCUUGGUGGAAUUCUCGUAUUCCCUUCGGAAACUCUCGGAACUGAAUAUGUUGUUGUCACUUAUAGUCCAAUAACUGCAGUUGAUGACAAGGCCAUUCUUGUCAUAGCAGCCGCGUACCCCGACACAUCUAUCCAACUAUUCCCCGGAAGUGAAGAAGUGGAACUAGAAAUAAAUGGCAUUCAUUAUUUGGGAACAGAUACGGCCAAUCUUGAUUUAGCUCAGUAUGAGAGCAUAGUGAUAUCUUCGUCAGAAGACCUUACUGGAAUCCGUGUGGUCGCCACCAAGCCAGUGGCUGUGUACAGUGGGAACAUUAACCUGUCUAUAAACAACGACGGUGAAACCGACGCAGCCCUAGAUCAAAUACCGCCCAUAUCGGAACUAGGCCAGUCAUAUAUCGUUGUUACUUAUCCAAGAGUACAAAAGGACUUUAUAAAAAUUGUGAGUACCGCAGAUAACAAUGAGGUUUACGUUAAUAGUCUUUACCAUAACGUAUCUUUGGCUGGAAAUUUUGUUAUAACAGAAUUGGAAUCAACCGAAAGUGGCUCAUCCGCCAUUGUGACAUCGUCGUAUCCCGUUCUCGUUGCCCUAUUUAGCGAUAAAAGUCUGAACUACGAUAAUAUAAUGAGUGAUGUAGCGAUGACGAUUGUUCCUCCAAUAAAAAAUUACGGUAACAGUUUUAUCCUCCUUACACCGACCAAAUCACUUCCGGUUUCAUACACACACCACGCGGUCGUUAUUUCCUCUCUGGGAUAUUCGGACGAUCUCCGAUUAGACGGUAGCAGCACUAGUCUGUCCUGGACAUCAUUGACGAACAUGUUCCUGGGUGUGCAACAUGAGUUCUCUACAUCCAUAGUAAUAUCCGAGGGAAUUCACACGCUUACGUCCGUUAACGACACCCAUACAUUCGGAGGCUACCUGUACGGAACUACGACUGGCCAGUCUUACAGUACAUCUCUUGCAGCCUUAAUGGAAGACACGUGGACGAUACCAAGUCCGUUGUCCACCUCCAAAUUUGUGAAAAUUGUUGAGGACAAAUUGCCAUUCCCUGUUGAACUGAGCAAGCAGACGACACGUACCCUUUUCCGCUGUCACCAAUUAUGUUCUGUAAGCACCACGUGCGGAGUCGUAGCAGUUUCCCACUUGUCGUCUACUUCCGUCGACUGCCGCUUUUACGCAUCAGAAACACAAUGCGGGCCCUUCCAAACUGUUGCUGGAUUCAAACUUUAUGCUAGACAAAAGUAA
Molecule: messenger RNA, 1620 nt
Organism: Ylistrum balloti
Lineage: Eukaryota; Metazoa; Mollusca; Bivalvia; Pectinida; Pectinidae
Product: IgGFc-binding protein-like
Exons: 4
Coding region: 1-1620 (539 amino acids)
Source: RefSeq, a predicted model, not a curated record